This is a messenger RNA of Lizanozyma spartinae, 2376 nucleotides long. It is a transcript of the gene PAN3, whose product is annotated as Pan3p. The transcript has a single exon. Gene Ontology annotation, cellular component: PAN complex; P-body. The record is from RefSeq and is a predicted model, not a curated record. Bases 1 to 2376 code for a protein of 791 amino acids. Gene Ontology annotation, molecular function: poly(A) binding; ATP binding; metal ion binding. Gene Ontology annotation, biological process: nuclear-transcribed mRNA poly(A) tail shortening; protein phosphorylation; mRNA processing. NCBI's taxonomy places the organism in Eukaryota, Fungi, Ascomycota, Pichiomycetes, Serinales, Debaryomycetaceae.
AUGAACUUCAACCUAGAAAGUGCACGUGAUACUCCCUGUAAGAACAUCUUGAUCUACGGCUAUUGCAAAUACGAAAACAAAGGGUGUGUAUUCAGUCAUCAUAAGGGACAACCCACAAAAGGACCCAACUCAAGCACAACGUCAACUUCUGGUUCAACUGCACCGUCAUCUGCUACGGCAACUGCUACGGCAACCACUGGGACAACUUCUGCAUCUGCUGCAACAUUCAAACUAAACUCCGCUCCUGCUUCCCCUUCAUCUCCAGCAGUCCGCUUAUCGUCAACUAUGGUUGUGGGUGGUAGUACUGAAUCUAAACGGAAAUACAACUUCAACACGCCAUCUUUCCAACCUUCAACAUCAAACGCCGCAAGUGUUUCAAGUUUGUCCAAUAAAUUUGCUACACUUUCUCCCAAGGUGGCAGAUAUACCGGUGUUUGUUCCCUCUGGCUCUGAUGAUAAUAGUGGUGGGAUAAAGAAGUUUAAUGUCUCUACUCCUUCUUUCAAGCCACUGAGUCUAAACGUUAACGAUGACAAUGAGGGUUUACAGAUGGGAAUUCAACAAGAGCAACAUCAGCAACAGCUGCUCCAGCACCAGCAGCAACAACAGCACCAGCAGCAGCAACAACAACAACAACUCCAUCAACAACUACAUCAACUGAUGCAGCCGUCCCAAUUAGCUCCAAAUCAGCAACAAAGACAAACGUACCAGGUUUCAAUGGGUCCAGUAACACCUCCAAUCCAUCCCCAGAAACCCUUGGGUACUGGUGCUGCUGCCUCAAUUAACCCGUACUUGCCUAGUUCUCUGGGUACUUCCCUGGUACCUUCUACAGCAACUCAAGAUAUGUAUUUUGCUCUGGGACCUUCACAUCAUAAUGUUGGUUCGUAUCCAUUAGCAUAUCAUUUAUACGCUCCAGCACCUCCUCCAAGACUCACUAUACAAUUACCUCCACAUGAAACCAAUGCCAAUCAUUUGUUCAUCCCCAAUGAAUUACGAGAGUCAUUACAUCGCAAGAAUGAAGCAACUCUUCAAACAUUAACCCACAGCAACUUACCCGGACAUGUGGAUGUCUACCAUUCUUUAGUCCCCAUUGACAAAACUUAUAAUCUACAGUCAAGUACUUGGGGUAUAAGGACAAGCACUUAUAAAGUGUUUUCUCAAGUAGAUGGGAACCCAUAUGUGUUACGGAAAAUCGACCAUAAUUUUGCUAUUACCAGUGAAACUCCAUUUAAGACUAUUCAUAAAUGGAGUUCCUUAACAAACAGUAAUGUUGUGAAGUUACAUGAUGCAUUUACCACUAUGGUGUUUGGUGAUGAGGCAUCAUUGGUGUUUGUGUAUGAUUAUUAUCCAGAAGCAAAGACUUUGAUGGAAUUACAUUCUAAAAAGGGAACAUAUUCCAACGAGCCUGUUACUGAGGAAUUAUUGUGGCUGUAUAUUGUUCAGAUUGCCAAUGCUUUACAAGGGAUUCAUGAGAAAUUAUUGGUUGCUAGAUCAUCUCUUGAUCUUAGCAAGAUCAUUGUUACAUCCAAGAAUAGAAUAAGGCUAUCUGCAUGUGGAGUUGAUGAUGUAUUAAAUUAUGAACUAGAUUCUCGUGGUAUAUUGAACCUGAAUUUGGCAACCUAUGUGUCUGGAUUACGUGUUGAAGAUAUCAGAUCGUUUGGAUCAUUGAUUGUUCAAUUGGCUGCCUUAUUAUUACAACCAAGUCAGAGACAAGGAGAGCCAACUCAAAUUUACAAUAUUAUCAAAGCUUCCUGUGGAUUUAGUGAACAAUUACUUGAAGUUAUUUCCGUAUUAUUGAAUCCUUCUUCUCACCAAGUGAACUCCAUUGGUCAAAUUAUUGAACAAUAUCUUGCAGUUAAAAUGAUCAAAUAUUUCAAUGAUGUCCAAGAUCAAAGAGAUUUUAUGGAAUCCCAACUUAGUAGUGAAUUAGAGAAUGCCAGGCUAUUCCGAUUAAUAUGCAAGUUGAACUUUAUUUUAGAUCGACCUGAAUUCGAAGGAGAAAACCCCAUUAUUUCCAAUGGAAAUCUUAAUGGUGGUGGGAAUGGACCUCUGAAUCAUAGCAGCUCAAGUUUACCUGGUGGUGGUGGUGGAGGGAAUGGUGGUAAUUCCAAUGGUGGUGAAGGCAAUCAAGAGUACGCUAAGAAUGGAAGCAAAUAUGUUUUAAAACUCUUUAAAGAUUACGUGUUCAUGCAAUACGACGAUAUGGGCAAGCCAGUUGUUGAUCUCUCGCGAGUUCUUACAAUUUUGAAUAAAUUAGAUGCUGGGAUUGAUGAGAGAUUUGUGUUGGUAAGUCGAGACCAAAAGAGUUGCAUCAUUGUUAGUUUCAAAGAGAUCCGCGAUCUUUUAGAUUCCGUUUUCAGACAGCUUACACGGGGUUAG